AGCGAAUCAACUGAAGAAAUCCAAGCUGAGAAAGGGAAGAAGAAGUGCAAGAGAACGACGAAUUGACGCUGGGUCGAUAGUUCUGCACGGCAACUUACACAGCCGAUAAAUACGCGUCCGCUCGCGCCGUAAACACGGGUUCACGUCAUGCCGCCCUCUGUCCGACCUCGCCGGGGGCGGCGGCGGCGGGCAGUCGGCUCCGUGUUUGUUUCGCCACCGGUGCAGAGCAGGCAACAGUGGCUCGGCAGUUUAGUACGGUGGUGUCCGGACUGCCUCACGCACGGUGCACCAGCUCAUACUGCGGAAUGGAAACGGUGACGAUGAGGUCGUUUGAGAUGGAGCUCGACCCGGCUGACUAUGAGGCCGGCCUGCGUGAAAUUGUGGCCGCCCUCCGUCCCGACUGGAACCUGGACAACCUGCGUCUGAAGCCGUUCGCCGGUCUCACCAACACUCUGGUGAGCUGCUGUCACGCCGGCGACCAGGAGUCCACGCUGCUGUUCCGACUCUAUGGAGACGGCACCGAUCGGUUCAUCGAUCGGGACGCAGAGAAGCGCAACAUGCAGAUGAUGCACCGGGCCGGCUGCGCGCGUCCUCUAGUGGCCACCUUCUCCAACGGAAUCGUGUACGGCUUCGAGCCCGGUCACACCGUCACCAAGCUCUCCGUACGAGCGCCGGAUGUGUUCCCUAUGGUUGCCGCCGCCCUGGCGCGCGUACACCGGAUCACGCCGCUGGGACCGGACGCCGGCGACGGCAGCAACCCAGGCCGGUCCUGUCUCUGGGCCUCGCUGGACAAGAUGAUGGCCCUGGCGCCCACACAGUUUGAUGAUCCCCGACAGCAGAAGAGGUUCGUCUCGGAGCUGCGGUCGGCCGCCCAGCUCCGAACCGAGCUCCGCCAGCUGCGGGAGGAGCUGGAGGAGCUCGGCUCUCCCCUGGUGUUCUGCCACAACGACCUCCUGCUGGACAACAUCAUCGUGGCGGCCGGCGGGCGCGGCGUGAAGUUCAUCGACUUCGAGUACGGCGGCGUCAACCACCAGGCGUUCGACAUCGGCAACCACUUCAAUGAGUUCGCUGGCACUGAGGACGUCGACUACAGCCUAUUCCCGGACCGGGAGUUUCAGCUGCGCUGGCUGCGGUGCUACCUCGCCACCUACCUCUCUCUGAAGCCUGGAGAGUCGCCUCAGCCAACUGUGGAGACAGUGGAGCCCACUGAUCUGCAGGUGGAGACGCUAUACGUGCAGGCCAACAAGUUUUCGUUGUUGUCGCACUUCUACUGGGGCGUCUGGGCGCUGGUGCAGACCCGUUUCUCAAACAUCGACUUCGACUACCUCGAGUACGCCAUCACCCGGUUCUCCGAGUACGACCGGCGCCGGGAGCAGCUGAGGUCGCUGGUCUUGCCGGUGGGGAACGGAGUAAAACAGUCGUGAGCAGGCUCUCCGCCCCGGUACAGUGGGAACUGGAACCGGAGGAUAAGCUGGGUGUAGGAUAAGCUGGGUGUGAGUACUGUGCAGCGCGCGUGCCUCCGCGGACAGACAGCAUGAUCCCGGUGCCCAUGCAGCAGUGGUGUCAAUGGUACGCGGACCACAGGUGGUUCUACUCCGCUCUGGAGAUUGGCCGAGUCGCCAUUUUGCCGUUCGAGGCCAGUAUCGAGAUACACCGGGUCUGCUAGCAGAUCAGACUACAUACAUCAGUCGUCUUUUGGGCAGUUGUAUUAUGCAGGGGCCCGGUGUUUGGACCAAUCACAACUCGUUCGAUUCGUGAUAAAUACCUUUUAGCUUGAGUUGUGCUAUCCUAGGAUGCGCUGUAUCGACGAGUGUUUUAUGUUGUGAGACCAAUUUUAUUCGCCUUCGGUUGUUUUACCGUGCCCUGGGGUACUUCUAUUGGACCUAGGGACCUGCAAUACACACCAGGGCAUUGUGACUCUUGUCUGGCCCUGCUGAUCUGAUUUUCAUGCAUGAUGGCAGACCGUUAUCGAGCUCUGAUCCGCAUAUGAUUGCAUGAUAGGAGUGCAAUAUUUGGUGCAGAAUUAUUAUGGGGCAUGCCUUUGGCGUUUGUUGGUUCAUCGCCUCUUAGUUUGUUGACGGCAAUUGUACGAUAGGCUGCUAACUCGAACGAGCCCAGACCCUGAUUUGUCACAUAAUGUUGGAGCCUGGAGGGACAUGAUUCUGCUCAGGUGUCAGCUGCCAAAAUACAGCAUAAUUGCUUCAGUACAACCUGGCCUGCGAAGUUAUCUUGGGCGACAUAUCUUGUAUAACUAAGUCGGGCUUUUAUUCAUAUUAGCGUGCUUUCUUGUGCAUUUUUAAUUACUUUUAUUAAAAGAGAGUGUCACAUGAAAUGAUUUUGACCACGAUCUUCACUACUGUCAAAUAAUACUAUUUCAAAUAUGAGUUACAUUAUCUUGAAUUGAUUUAAAGUGUCCUGAACAACUGACGGCCAAAACCUCUGUGGGAAUCUGCGUUUUAAUGUGUGCCUCCAUUUUUCGUUGGCCGUUGCUAAGAUGCUACCUGUGGGGCGUGUGUUGUGUGGCUAUUGAUAUUACUCAGCGUAGUUUUAGCUGAAGUGGACGGCUGGGGCUCAACCAUUCCAGUGGAAUUCGGCACUCGUGUGAUUGACUGUAUUGUGGAAUGCACCCAGUGACCAGACCAGGGACUCAUUCGUGAUCCGAUAUUCUUGUAUCAAUACAAGGUAAUGAUCGACAA
This is a messenger RNA of Amphibalanus amphitrite, 2696 nucleotides long. It is a transcript of the gene eas, whose product is annotated as ethanolamine kinase 1-like. Gene Ontology annotation, biological process: phosphatidylethanolamine biosynthetic process. The transcript is spliced from 10 exons. Lineage: Eukaryota; Metazoa; Arthropoda; Thecostraca; Balanomorpha; Balanidae. Gene Ontology annotation, cellular component: cytoplasm. The record is from RefSeq and is a predicted model, not a curated record. The coding region runs from base 306 to 1424 and encodes 372 amino acids. Gene Ontology annotation, molecular function: ethanolamine kinase activity.